AUGUCCCUCCUGCCAGUCAACCUUAGCCUUGGCGUCGCCAUCGAGAUGCUCAUGCCGGAGGAGUGCGUCCGCAUGGUGCCGACUUUGACAUUGAUCAUGUCGGGGCUUAGGGAGACCACACACAUGGUGGCCUUCAUCGCCGACCUCUUAGCUAGCGGCGUGCGCCCGGAUUCAUCGAUCGGGUCCCUGCACAGACAGCCAACGGCGCACGAUCCUCUCGUCGCUCCGCGGGAGUGGCUCCGCAAGCAGCCGCCGUCGCUGGAGUGGCUCGACAAGCAGCCGCCGUCGUCGGCGCAUUACAUUUCGUUCGGCACGACGUCGUCUCUCCGGGCAGAGCAGGUCAGGGAGCUGGCCGCCGCGCUGCGGGACACCAAGCAGCGGUUCGUCUGGGCGCUGCGGGACGCCGACCGCGCCGACAUGCGCGAGCCAGGCGGCGAGCGCCGGCUCGCGGAAUCGGCGGCGUCCCUGCUCGGCGACGCGGUGGCGCAAGGGAUGGGCAUGGUGUUGACCGGGUGGGCGCCGCAGCUGGAGAUCCUGGCGCACGGCGCGACGGCGGCGUUCAUGAGCCACUGCGGGUGGAACUCGACGGUGGAGGGGCUGAGCCACGGGAAGGCCAUCCUAGCGUGGCCGAUGCACAGCGACCAGCCGUGGGACGCGGAGCUCGUGUGCAAGUACCUCCGGGCGGGGAUCCUCGUGCGGCAGUGGGAGGAGCGAGGGGACGUCACGCCGGCGGCCGCCAUCGGCGUGGCUAUCGAGAGGGCGAUGCGAUCGGACGAAGGGGCGGCGGUCCGGGAGACGGCAAGGGCGCUUGGGGACGCUGUGUGCGCCGCCCGUGGCAAUGGCGGAUCGUCGAGCCGGGACAUGGACGACCUUGUCGCGUACGUGACGAGGUGA
Messenger RNA from Lolium rigidum, 894 nucleotides. RefSeq names its product putative cis-zeatin O-glucosyltransferase. Gene Ontology annotation, molecular function: UDP-glycosyltransferase activity. The coding region runs from base 1 to 894 and encodes 297 amino acids. The record is from RefSeq and is a predicted model, not a curated record. The transcript is spliced from 2 exons. NCBI's taxonomy places the organism in Eukaryota, Viridiplantae, Streptophyta, Magnoliopsida, Poales, Poaceae.